Messenger RNA from Metarhizium acridum CQMa 102, 1656 nucleotides. Lineage: Eukaryota; Fungi; Ascomycota; Sordariomycetes; Hypocreales; Clavicipitaceae. The record is from RefSeq and is a predicted model, not a curated record.
AUGGCUGGCUUCUCGCUGUUUGGCCACCUGGUCCCUUGCCCUCUUGCCCUUCCCUCAUCCCCCCAUGAAGUACACGAAACUCCUGGCAGCGAGAGCUCGGCGACCUUGACGCCACUGGAAAGCGUUUCGCCAGAUGAGGGCAACGCAUUAAACAAGUCCCUUCCGCCAGAGGCUGAGCCAGAAUUUCAAAUCUUGCACGACUCUGACACGCCCGAAAUUGAGUGUGUCAACGCUCUCAAUAUCGUGGCUUUACAUGGGCUCGACGCGAAUCCAGACUACGCCUGGGUCUGGCUACCCAAGAACAAUGCCCCCAACCGUCCCGGAUACCCCAAAAAAUCCUUUAUCGGGCUUCAAGAACUACUUCCAGUCAAGCUAGACAAGCCAUGUCGAGUUGUUGCCUCCAAUUACGACUCGAAAUGGUUCCGGGACGCCGCUCAACAGAAACUCUCGUCUAUUUCGGACACCCUUCUAGAUAGCCUCUGGAGCGACCGCGAGAAGAACAAGGCUGGCUAUGGACAGGCCCUCGAUAUUUGUCGGGCACAGUUUUUGGGGCAAUGUUAUCGAACAGCAUGGGGAGCAAUCAUUGCAUAUCUUAUGCCUUCGGGCUUGGAUUCUGAAAAUGGGCUGCUUAAAGCCUUGGAGAGGCAUUCAAAUUCCCUCGCGGAUCGUCUACGCGACUUCUCUGGCUGGCUCUUUUCCGAACCGGUGCCAGUCGUCUGCGCCUUCGAACAGCUCGUGACAGACUAUUCGUCCGGAUUGCCUCUCCUGGGGACUUUCCUUCCCUCGACAACAUUGCUUCUUCGUCUUAUCGGCUCCCCAGACAUCGGAAAGACGAUGAUGGUAACCUUUCGUGUUAGACUUUUGGAGUGCAAGAUCGAAAAGAAUCCCCUGGGGGCGUUUAUCCACUUUUUCUGUGACGAUAAGGACCAGGAGCGAAAGACACUAACCGCAAUACUGCGACGCCAUAAGCGUGCAGGCGAGGUAUUCAUCCUUAUUGAUGCUCUAAACGAGUGUGAAAGUUUAACUCGUAAAGAUUCACUGGAUCAAACAAUUUCUCAACUAUCUCCUACUGAGGACUCGGGAAAAAUCAGGAUCCUGGUUACCUGCAGACUUCAGAUAAAUGAUAUCGAGGAUGAGCUACAGGACGUCGGAACCCAAUUACAAAUGGGCUUUGCCGAGAUAAAUCACGAUCUGGGCAAAUAUAUCGACGGCCAAGUUAGCGAACAUGCGAAGAAAAAGAGCUACCCAUUGAAACUAAAGCAAAAGUUAAUUCGUGGUAACUCAUAUACGAAUGUGGACAAGGCGAAUGUCUUGAUUUUCAAGGACACUAGCGACCUCCUAGUUCAAGCGGAAUGCGAAGGCAUGACUGAGCUUUUACUCGACAACGGGGCUAUAAUCGAGGCCGAGCAUGAGUACGGCGAGACGCCGUUGUGGAGGGCUGCCGGAUAUGGAUGCGAAUCUACAGUCAAGCUGCUGAUUGAUCGCGGCGCUAAUAUCGAGGACUCUGGUGGGAUGCGGCUGUCAGAAGCUGUGGAAAAUGGAGAGGAAAGUGUGAUUAAGCGAGUGCGUCAUCACGGCGGUAUCGUGAUUAGGCAUACCUCUGGACAGACGCGGCUGUUACUGAACAGCGAGAAAGAGGCUGUGAUCAAGUUUUGA